This is a messenger RNA of Oreochromis aureus, 1543 nucleotides long. RefSeq names its product immediate early response 2b (gene ier2b). The transcript has a single exon. Bases 158 to 709 code for a protein of 183 amino acids. The record is from RefSeq and is a predicted model, not a curated record. Lineage: Eukaryota; Metazoa; Chordata; Actinopteri; Cichliformes; Cichlidae.
GCUACUCACACGCUCUCAUUUCUCAGAUGACAACAAACGGAGAAGAGCCGAAGUCUGAGCUAAGAUAGAUUACAAACUAGAAACUAAAGUUAAACUCAGCCUUUCGCCUUUGGUUAAAGUGCCAAAACAACGGUGCGCAAUUACGCACAGAAAAACAAUGAGUGCCACAACAGCAAUGGAAGUGAACAUCGAAGCCAGGCGGAUCCUGGCCGUGUCUAUAAGCAAGCUGUACGCCUCCAGGACCCAGAGAGGAGGACUGAGACUUCACCGGAGCCUCCUACUCUCCCUGGUCAUGAGGUCUGCCCGGGACAUCUAUCACUCUUCGCGGGAGAGCGAGGGCCCGAACGGGGCGCAGUCAGCUCCGGAGGAGCCGAUGGACACCAGCUCCAGCCCAGGGGAACAAACCCGGCUACCAGAGCCUCAGCCAGAACCCCAGCCGGUACUUAACUCAACCGAAACGGCCCCAGAGGAGCCGGACAAUACGGAGGACGGGUGUGAUAGCGAAAUCAUAGAGGACAAAGAAAACUUAAGCCCUGCCAAGCAGUCCAGGAAACGCCGAGGGAAGGCGUCGGCGGCGCCUGACUUCCUCCCAAGUAAGAGGGCGAGGCUGGAGCCCGGGGAAGAGAGGUAUGAGGUCCCACUCGGCAGCUGUCGCGCCGGGGAGUCCCUGACCACUUUGUCUCUAAAUCGGGUUAUACCUGCCUUCUGAACAGAUGGAGGGAGAAAAUAGCCUCCUAUGGGGACUUUAGAGCGGAGUGAUUCUCUACUCCUCGUUAAGGGCGCUGUGAUCCCUUUGCGCACCGCGGAGCUGACCUACAUCAGCAGUCCCGGGACAGUGGGAUUACCGGGGCACUGGUCCGAGCUCUCCGGUCAAUCACAGUGUGCCUGCCGGGCUUGUAAAGCCCCCACAGAGAACAACAAAGCACACAAGGAGAAGAAGCGGGCCGGCAAGAGAGACGGCGGAAAGUUUGAGGAAGAACCCGAAGGGGAACUGGUUGUGUUGCUUUUUGUUUCCUGGUGAUUCACCUUCAGUUUAAUGAGUCCAAACAAGUGACUGCUGCUGACUCAAAGUGUGUGUAUGUGUGAAUCAGCAGAAAGAGACUUGAGUCAGACAGAGAAGAAGUGAAGUGGUUAACAGUUGACCAUAAACCAGCACACACACACAUACACACAAAGCCGGGACUUCAGGGAAUUUCCGGCCUUUACACCCGGAUAUCACACUGAAACACUGUUAAGAGGAAGGACAGUUGAGGCAGACACACUGCUGCGCACACAUUUACAUGCACGUUCAGCUGCUGCUGCUGUGGACUUUGAUAGAUCGAUACUACUGCUUGGGGGACUGUCCUACAUACUGUGUUCACAUGGCUGUUCACGCGGGGUUGGAAGCCCAUUAAUUUAAACUGUGUGUGUUUUAAUGUCAUUGAAACCACCUUGUUCACGUCUCGUCUGUGAAAUGAUGUUACCUCACAUUCAAAGCUGCUCUUUAAUUCAUGUGAGUGAAUUAAUGUUGUAAAUAUUUGUAAUAAACAUGUAGAAAGGUUAA